Molecule: messenger RNA, 1701 nt
Organism: Coregonus sp. 'balchen'
Lineage: Eukaryota; Metazoa; Chordata; Actinopteri; Salmoniformes; Salmonidae
Source: the annotation of a GenBank genome assembly
CGUGAGUGCAUCUCCGUCCACGUAGGUCAGGCUGGAGUCCAGAUUGGCAAUGCCUGCUGGGAGCUCUACUGCCUGGAGCAUGGGAUCCAGCCAGAUGGACAGAUGCCCAGUGACAAGACCAUCGGAGGAGGAGACGACUCCUUCAAUACCUUUUUCAGUGAGACUGGGGCUGGAAAGCAUGUCCCCAGGGCUGUGUUUGUGGACCUGGAGCCAACAGUCAUUGGUAAGAUUUCUGUUUCUCAUUUAAUUGAAAUAAAAGUAUGUCAAAGAGGAUUUCCUCUGCUUUCUUGCUAUUGAGCUCCUUAACGAGCUGUUAAUUUUCUCUCCUCAGAUGAGGUGCGCACUGGGACCUAUCGCCAGUUAUUCCAUCCUGAACAGCUCAUCACUGGCAAAGAAGAUGCUGCCAACAACUACGCUCGUGGACACUAUACUAUUGGCAAAGAGAUCAUUGACCUGGUACUGGACAGGAUCCGCAAACUGGUGGGUAUUUCAGAAUGAAUAAAUUCAAUAUUUUAUCAACUAUCUGAUCAUAAUGUGGACAUCUUCUUCUGUCCAUUUAUUGACAUGUUCCUCUUUCUCCUUAGGCUGACCAGUGCACAGGCCUUCAGGGCUUCCUGGUUUUCCAUAGCUUUGGAGGUGGCACCGGCUCUGGUUUCACUUCCCUGCUGAUGGAGCGCCUGUCGGUUGACUACGGCAAGAAGUCCAAGCUGGAGUUCUCCAUCUACCCAGCUCCCCAGGUGUCCACAGCUGUGGUGGAGCCCUACAACUCCAUCCUGACCACCCACACCACCCUAGAGCACUCUGACUGUGCCUUCAUGGUGGAUAAUGAGGCUAUCUAUGACAUCUGCCGUAGGAACCUCGACAUUGAGCGUCCUACCUACACCAACCUCAACAGGCUCAUUAGCCAGAUCGUUUCCUCCAUCACUGCUUCCCUUCGAUUUGAUGGUGCCCUCAAUGUUGAUCUGACAGAGUUCCAGACCAACUUGGUGCCCUAUCCCCGUAUCCAUUUCCCUCUGGCCACCUAUGCCCCAGUUAUCUCUGCAGAGAAGGCUUACCAUGAGCAGCUCUCUGUCUCUGAAAUCACCAAUGCCUGCUUUGAGCCGGCCAAUCAGAUGGUGAAAUGUGACCCUCGCCACGGCAAGUACAUGGCUUGCUGCCUUCUGUUCCGUGGUGAUGUGGUGCCCAAAGAUGUCAAUGCUGCCAUUGCCACCAUCAAGACCAAACGUUCCAUUCAGUUUGUUGACUGGUGUCCAACUGGUUUCAAGGUUGGCAUCAACUACCAGCCCCCCACUGUAGUCCCUGGUGGAGACCUGGCUAAAGUCCAGAGGGCUGUGUGCAUGCUGAGCAACACCACUGCUGUGGCAGAGGCCUGGGCUCGGCUUGACCACAAGUUUGACCUGAUGUACGCCAAACGUGCCUUUGUGCACUGGUAUGUGGGUGAGGGUAUGGAGGAGGGAGAGUUCUCUGAGGCCAGAGAGGACAUGGCAGCCCUGGAGAAAGAUUAUGAAGAGGUAGGGGUUGACUCCAUUGAGGGUGAGGGAGAGGAAGAGGGAGAAGAGUAUUGAGAUGCCCCUGCAGGCAAGCCAUUGUUAAACACUGUUACUGUUGCAUGAUCUUAUUAUGAUACCUAAUAAAACAUUGAAUUAAAUUAGCUAUUUGUGCUCUUUGACUUUAUUCACCACCUUAUCUUGACAAAAAGAA